Amborella trichopoda is the source of this 2521-nucleotide messenger RNA. Its product is annotated as BTB/POZ domain-containing protein SR1IP1. Gene Ontology annotation, molecular function: protein binding. The record is from RefSeq and is a predicted model, not a curated record. NCBI's taxonomy places the organism in Eukaryota, Viridiplantae, Streptophyta, Magnoliopsida, Amborellales, Amborellaceae.
GGCCCCUGCAACAAUUGCCUUCAUCUAGUAGAAAUUUACAUUUUUUCUCAAAUUCUUCCACACCCCUUCUCUCUCUCCUUUGGCCUCAUCCUAGACCCCAUAAGUAAAAAGAAUGAGAACCAUCUCUUCUCAUUCAACCUCUCUCAUUCCAUCUCUCCAAGUCUUGCAGCCAAUCUCUCAACCAUCUUCUCUGAUGGGGACCUCCAGAUAAACAAAAGGAUAAGCUUCCUUCACUCCUAGCAAUGGUGGAGGACUCCUCUCCCUCUCCUUUAAUAAUGUCCACUAAGAAGAAGCAGCUCCUUUCCUCGGCAAUGAAGCGCACCAGUGAAUGGAUUUUCUCUCAAGAGAUUCCGAGCGAUGUCACAGUUCAGGCAGGAGGGGCCACCUUCUCCUUGCACAAGUUCCCUCUGGUCUCAAAAUGUGGGUACAUGAGGAAGCUGGUCUCAGAAGCCAACGAUGCUGACCUAUCCAUGAUUGAGAUCCCAGAUAUUCCUGGAGGAGCCGAGGCUUUUGAGCUUGCUGCAAAGUUCUGUUAUGGUAUAAACUUCGAGAUAAGCACAGAGAAUGUAGCCAUGCUUCGAUGUGUGGCAGAGUAUCUGGAAAUGACUGAGGAUUAUACAACGGGGAACUUAGUAAAUAGAACCGAAGCUUAUGUCACUGAAGUGGCCCUUAAGAGUUUAUCAGGCGCUAUAACUGUACUCCACAGAUCAGAGUCUCUUCUCCCCAUGGCUGAAAAGGUUAAGCUAGUGAGCAGGUGCAUAGAUGCAGUUGCUUAUCUUACUUUUAAAGAGAGCCAAUUUAGCGGUUCAAGUAGGACUGAUAGUCAAGAGAGCAGUGGGAGCUCUUCGGUUUCUCACCCUAAGGCGAUUGUGGAUUGGUGGGCUGAUGACUUAACAGUUUUGAGGAUUGAUAUCUUUCAACGAGUUCUUAUUGCGUUGAAGGCCAGAGGUCUCAAAGAGUAUGCACUUGGGCCAAUCCUGAUGCUCUAUGCUCAGAAGUCCCUUCGAGGAUUGGAAAUUUUUGGCAGAGGAAGGAAGAAAAUUGAGCCCAAACAGGAGCAUGACAAGCGAGUCAUGUUGGAGACAAUAGUAAGCCUUCUCCCUGGAGAGAGAAAUGCCAUGUCCGUGAGCUUCUUGUCAAUGCUUCUUCGAGCAGCCAUAUAUCUUGACACUACAGUUGCUUGUAGGCUUGAUCUGGAGAGAAGAAUGGGUAUUCAACUUGACCAAGCUGUCUUGGACGAUCUCUUGAUCCCUUCAUACUCCUUCUCUGGUGACACCAUGUUUGAUGUCGAUACGGUUCAAAGGAUCUUGGUAACUUACUUAGAGAAAGAAGAAGAGGGAACUCAGUUAGAGAACCGGCUGGGUUACAAUACAGAUGAUGAUUAUGUCCCUCCUCUGACUAGUGAUUUGGAGAGGGUAGGAAGGCUUUAUGAGAACUAUCUUGCUGAAAUAGCAUCAGACCCCAACUUGAGUGUCUCUAAGUUCAUUGGGCUUGUCGAAUUGAUUCCUGAGCAAUCCAAGGCUAAUGAGGAUGGCAUCUAUAGAGCAAUAGAUAUCUAUUUAAAGGCGCAUGCUAGUUUGAUUGAGAUAGAGAGAAAGAAAGUUUGCAGUCUUAUGGAUUGCCAAAAGCUCUCGCGAGAAGCCUGCGCCCAUGCAGCUCAGAAUGAUAGGCUCCCUGUUCAGACUGUUGUUCAGGUUCUCUACUAUGAGCAACAAAGCCUACGCGAUGCAAUGAAUGGUAAUCUCACGGAAAAAGAAGAAUGGCUUUCUCAAUCUCACAAAGCAAAUGCACACUCCAAAGAUCUUUCCCCACAUAAUGAGCUGUUGUUGCUGAGGAGAGAAAACGAAGAUUUGAAAUUAGAGAUGGUGAAGCUGAGGAUGCGGCUUAAAGAGCUUGAAAAGCUUGAAAAGCCUCCAAACCGAGCCAACAAGCCUCCAUUGCCAAAAAAAUCAUUACUAAACUCUAUGUCAAAGAAGUUGGGUAAGCUGUAUCCCUUCGUUCGUGCCGAUGGGCCUUCUCCUAGGAAGGCUCAAAUGAAGCCCAACAAAGAUAGAAGGCAUUCCAUCUCAUGAAUCAUUAUGCUUGGGCUUCUAUGUAUGGUCCCAAUGAGCUAAUCUAAGCUCACGUCUUGUCCAAGACUAUUACAGUUAACAGUUAUGGUCCUUUCUAGAAUUGAGCUGCUCUAGUUUGAGGUCUGUUGUGGUUUUGUAUUCACUUGUUCGUCCAAGUAGAUACUCCUGUAAAUUAUUUUAGUUUUCCUUGUGUUGUAGUGAGUCACUUCAAUGCCCCCAAGAGUUUCAGUCUGUCUGUUGUAGAGAAAUGGGUUUCUAUGCUUUCUGGUUCUCCUGUAUUGAUGUAUUUUGUUGAUUUUCAGGAGGUUUGUCCUGUCAUUUUCUUAUCGAAUGCUUAGUGGGAAUAUGUAGUUCCUAUGUAAUGGAUGUAAUGAAAAAAGAACUCCCCCAAACAUAUUUCUGGGAAAAUAUUGAGUUGUAAUAAAUGAAGAACAUGAACAGCACAAUCA